Aspergillus campestris IBT 28561 is the source of this 1887-nucleotide messenger RNA. RefSeq names its product alkaline phosphatase. The coding region runs from base 1 to 1887 and encodes 628 amino acids. Lineage: Eukaryota; Fungi; Ascomycota; Eurotiomycetes; Eurotiales; Aspergillaceae. The record is from RefSeq and is a predicted model, not a curated record. Gene Ontology annotation, biological process: dephosphorylation. Gene Ontology annotation, molecular function: alkaline phosphatase activity. The transcript is spliced from 4 exons.
AUGAGGUUCCUACAAUUCUCCGGUGUCGCCGUGCUGGUCUCAUGCGCAGCGGCCCAGACCUUUCAGCGUCUUGGUGGCUGCCCGGAUCUAGGCUGUGUUUUCCCUCCUGAUCAAGCAGACUUCCUCCCCGGCCAGUUCUUUGACAUUCGUCUCGAGGUGCAUUCGCCCGUCAACGGCUCUGAAGCUCGCAAGGGCGAUCCCGACCCGGACUUCCAGUUCACUAUCAACAAGAAAGGCGAACACCCCGUGCCUGUGACCGAUUUCUUUGACGUCAAGGAGCCAAGUUUGGAAGCAUGGACCUUCACUUGGUACGAAGACCUCUUCGCGGAGGAUGCACACACACCAUCUCUCGUCAACGUUACGUCCAAAGCCUACCGGCGGGUGGCGCUCUCCGAGCCCGGCGAAUACGAGGCCACGUUGACCUACUAUGGCAACCAGACAACCGUAGCCAACUGGCUCGUGCGAGACCUGUCGAGCAAACGGCGCGCGAAGAACGUGAUCCUAUUCAUCGGAGAUGGGAUGACGACCAACAUGAUCACGGCGGCGCGUCUCCUAGCCCACCGCAGCAUCAACGGCAAGUACAUGACCACGCUGCAGAUGGACCAGUUCCCCGUCCUGGGCCACCAGAUGACCCAUUCGAUGGAUUCGUUCAUCACGGACUCGGCGAACUCCGCCACGGCGCUGUACUCAGGCCACAAGACGACGGUCAACGCCCUAAACGUCUACGUGGAUUCCUCAGCGGACCCCUUCGAUGACCCGAAAUUCGAAACCAUCUCGGAGAUCUUCCGUCGCCGCUAUCCCGACGGCGGCGUUGGUAUCGUCUCGACCGCCUUCCUGGCAGACGCCACCCCCGCGGGCCUAGCCGCGCACACCAGCGACCGCGGAGAGUACGACCAUGUGAUCGGCGCCUUUCUGGAAGGUCUGCACUCACACGCCUGGACAGACUGGAACGGCCCGGAUGUCCUUUUCGGCGCGGGGGCGGAGAACUUCCUGACGAGCAAGGACGCUCCCCGGGACUACUACGACCUGUUCGCGGAGAAAGGCUACAGCGUCAGCUGGAACAAGACGGCGCUGCAGUCGGCACCCAACGACCAACGGGCGCUGGGGGUCUUCCAGACGUCGAACCUGGCGACCUGGCUCGACCGGCACGUCUACCCGGACAAUCUCCGCAACCAACACAACCACCCGGACGGGUCCGAGCGCGACGCAGACGACCUCCCAGGGCUCAAGGACAUGACCCUCAAGGCGAUCGACGUGCUGCACGAACGACACGGCGAGCAGGGGUGGUUCAUGAUGUCCGAGGCCGCCAGCAUCGACAAGCAGAUGCACGCCCUAGACUACGACCGGUCCCUAGGCGAGGUCCUCGAGCUAGACGACACGGUGCGGGCCACCAUCGCGAAGCUCGAGGCUCUGGGCGAGCUAGACGACACGCUGAUCGUCGUGACAGCGGACCACGGGCACGGGUUCGACGUGACGGGGUCGGUCGACACGGCGUACCUGAACGCGCACGACGACGACCGCAGCAAGCGCCGGGCAGUGGGGUACUACGAGAACUCAGGUCUCUCGCAGUACGCCGCGCGCGGGCCGGGGCGCUGCGGUACUCGGAGGGGGAACACUUCCCGGCGCGCUGGGACCCGCGGGCCGCGCGAGCCGGCGGUGCCGGGUCCGGAGGGCGAGUCGUCGUACGUGGCCAACUAUAAGGACGCGGUGACGGGGUUCCUGAUCAACGGCACGCUGCCUGUGGAUGCGGCGGAGGGGGUGCACUCGCUGACGGAUGUGCCGGUGUUUGCGCGGGGCCCGUGUCAGGAACUGUUUGGUGGGGUGUAUAACUCGGUGGACGUGUUUUUCUACAUGGCGGAGUGUUUGGGGCUGGCGGGGGCUGAAUGA